UCACUUUUCCAGACAAAAUAUAGCAAAACUUACAGCACCUCAAAUCCUGAAACAUAUGCGCUUUUCUACUACAACUACAACAAGAAAUUAAUCGCCUCCUACAAUACGUUAGCAGAUCGUGGACAAAGAACUUACCGUUUGGCUAUAAAUCAAUUCAGCGACAUGCGUCUCAUACAUUUCAAUGCUUUAUUCCCGAAAACCACACAACCGACAACUAAUUCUGCAACACAAGCACCAACUGCAUCGGCUGCUGGCACAUCUUUCAAUCCCAUUGACGAUCUGGGCUUUACAAUAGAAGUUGAAGAUCAAGGCACCGUUUGCAAUGGCGGUUGGGCCUAUGCAACAGCAAAAUCUAUUGAACUAUUUGCUGCGAACGAAAUGGCCACAACAACACCAACACCACUAUCCGCACAAAAUCUGAUCGAUUGCGCUGGAUCGGGUACCGGUUGUUCGAAACAAGUGUCGCAAACCGCAUUCGAUUAUCUAGUUCUAUAUGGACAACCUUUGUAUUCGAAAGCCGAAUAUCCGAACAAUAAUCUGCUGUCGACGCAGGGCAUGUGCUUGCCGCCCACCACCGCCACUGGCACACCCAUCAAUUUAGCUGCAUAUGCUAGCAUUACCGAUGGCGAUGAUGCCACUAUGAUGCGAUAUGUAUUCAAUGGAUUUCCGGUUGUUAUCGAAUUCGAUCCUACUUCCUUCGAUUUUAUGCAGUACAGCUCGGGUAUUUUCGAUCCGCCAAAAACCUAUGGCGGCUCGCAUUAUAUGACAGUUAUCGGCUAUGGCACGGAUACAACUACUAAUAUCGACUAUUGGUUGGUGCUGAAUUCAUUUGGCACAACUUGGGGUGAAAGUGGUUACAUACGUAUAAAACGAGAUUCUACCAAGCCAUUGGCUAAGUCUGCGCUAUUCCCAACUGCACUGGGAGCAUGAUGAGGUUUGCGAUGAAAGAGAUAUAUAUUUAAAAUGUAGUGGAGUUAAAUGGCCUGGUAUUUUUUCCCCCGAGAUUUUAUAAU
This is a messenger RNA of Rhagoletis pomonella (apple maggot), 1013 nucleotides long. RefSeq names its product zingipain-2. Gene Ontology annotation, molecular function: cysteine-type endopeptidase activity. Gene Ontology annotation, cellular component: lysosome. The record is from RefSeq and is a predicted model, not a curated record. The transcript has a single exon. NCBI's taxonomy places the organism in Eukaryota, Metazoa, Arthropoda, Insecta, Diptera, Tephritidae. The annotation marks the transcript as partial.